This is a messenger RNA of Schistosoma bovis, 3344 nucleotides long. NCBI's taxonomy places the organism in Eukaryota, Metazoa, Platyhelminthes, Trematoda, Strigeidida, Schistosomatidae. The record is from the annotation of a GenBank genome assembly.
ACCAUUUGAACAGUAGUUUUGCUGAGCGCGUAUUACGGAGACGUUUCGUUUAUGAUCUGGCAAUAAAGAUGGAUCGGAAGGCAGCAAAUUUUGUUCACUCACAAGCCGUUUCUAGAGACUACAUAUCACAGCCUCGUAUAACCUACAAAACCGUCUCAGGAGUAAAUGGACCUCUCGUCAUACUUGAUGAUGUAAAGUUUCCUAAAUUUGAUGAGAUUGUGAGACUAACUCUUGCUGAUGGCAGUCAGCGAACAGGACAAGUUUUGGAAGUUUGCGGCAAAAGGGCCAUAGUCCAGGUAUUCGAGGGUACUAGCGGUAUUGAUGCAAAAAACACUGUAUGUGAAUUUACAGGAGAUAUCCUUCGUACACCUGUGUCAGAGGAUAUGUUAGGUCGUAUAUUCAAUGGUUCUGGAAAACCGAAAGACAAAGGUCCAGCAAUCCUUGCAGAAGAUUACCUCGACAUUCAGGGUCAACCAAUAAACCCUUGGUCACGCAUUUAUCCAGAAGAAAUGAUCCAAACUGGCAUAUCAAGUAUCGAUGUGAUGAACUCGAUUGCACGUGGCCAAAAAAUUCCCAUAUUUUCCGCUUCUGGUCUACCGCACGAUGAAAUUGCUGCCCAAAUAUGUCGUCAAGCUGGUCUAGUCAAGUUACCCGGAAAAAGCGUUAUAGAUAGUGAUGUAGACAAUUUCGCGAUUGUAUUCGCAGCAAUGGGUGUUAAUAUGGAGACUGCUCGGUUUUUCAUGCAAGAUUUUAAGGAAAAUGGUUCAAUGGAGAAUGUGUGUCUGUUUCUAAAUUUGGCGAAUGAUCCAACUAUCGAGCGCAUUAUAACACCUCGAAUCGCUCUUACAACAGCCGAAUAUUUGGCUUAUCAAUGUGAAAAGCAUGUGUUGGUUAUCCUUACCGAUAUGAGUUCAUAUGCAGAAGCAUUGCGUGAGGUAUCGGCAGCUCGUGAAGAAGUACCAGGACGUCGUGGUUUCCCGGGUUAUAUGUACACUGAUUUGGCUUCAAUUUACGAGCGAGCUGGUCGGGUUGAAGGUCGCUCAGGGUCAAUCACACAGAUUCCAAUUUUAACUAUGCCUAAUGAUGAUAUUACUCAUCCUAUUCCUGACUUAACAGGUUAUAUUACAGAGGGUCAAAUUUAUGUUGAUCGUCAAUUACAUAACAGACAGAUCUAUCCUCCAAUCAAUGUGUUACCGUCGUUGUCACGUCUGAUGAAAUCUGCCAUCGGUGUGAAUAUGACUCGUGAAGAUCAUUCUGAUGUGUCCAAUCAGUUGUAUGCAUGUUACGCAAUAGGAAAGGAUGUCCAAGCAAUGAAAGCUGUUGUUGGUGAAGAAGCAUUAAGCCCAGAGGACUUACUUUAUUUAGAAUUCCUGACAAAGUUUGAGAAGAAUUUCAUUUCUCAAGGUGCUUAUGAAAACCGUAGUGUAUUUGACUCACUAGACGUCGGUUGGGAACUCUUGCGUAUAUUCCCAAAAGAAUUGUUGAAGCGAAUUCCGUCAAAAAUAUUGGAGAAAUACUAUCCUCGUUAAUUGGUUAGUUGAUUUACCCUGUUAUCCUCGAUUGUGAGUAUUCCUACCAUGGAAGUUGCGUUAUUUAUUGGUUGAAGUAAACUCUGAAUAACGUAUAUUAUCGUCAGCUUUUGCAUUCCUAUUUAUUUUCUUUCCUAGCAAUUAUCACUCAUAAUUUUCAUUGCCUAUAAUAUGUAUAAUGGUGGCAUUAUCCAUCCAUCAUCACAAAUUACUUACUCAUAAUUAUGAUUUGAUUUUGUUUAAAUGUUCAUUCCAUUUACAAAGUUUCCAACCAUAGUUUUCUAUUACACUGUAUUUUCUCUGUUCUGGAUAUUCAAACACUUCGCUUCUCAUUUUUCCUUUACACAUUUCUAGAUACAUUAAAUCUUUCUAUCGUUUGAAUUUUUAAAAUAAACUGGAAGCAUAAUAUAAACACUAGUAGUUGAGGUAUCAUUUAAAUAGGGCUAUGGGUUUCAUUUUUUUAAAUCUUUCAUUUGAUUUGAUUUUGUGCUCAUAACUUCUAAUUACCGAUAUUGAACAAUUAUAAUGAUAAUAAUAGUAAUAAUAUAUGUUCUUCACCAGUAAUGUCACUUAAAACAUGCAUACAUAGUAGGACCGUAAAGAAAGCAAAAAUGAUGAGAAAUGUGCCUUGUAGUACACAAUUCUGUUUUCCAAAUAGUUGAUAAUUUACGGAUGUUUGAAUACUAGUGUACACUGACCACACACACAUACAUUGCUUUAAUUGCAUUGUGAAAGCUUUUUUCACAGAAAGAGACCGAACAAGUAUUUCACAGUGAGAUAUGCAGUUCCGAAGACAGAAGCAUAUAAUCAGUUAUUGAAACUGUAAAAUUGGAAAUAAAACGUCAUUUCGACAAACAGACGAAGAGUUAAAGAGUGGAGGAAGCAAACCAGCCCACUGGAAAUAUUACUCUUUACAAGCGCUAGUAUAACUCAUACUGGACGAUACGUAGUGAGCCAAAGAAACAGAUUGGACAAAAUGGUACGUGCAUAGAUACAUAAAGCACACAUUAGAUACAAAAAGUAGAAUUACAAAGACUGAGUUAUGAGAUAUAUGUGAAGGUACUGUAAUUAUUAUUGGUAGUAAAAGCAUUAGUACCAGUAGUAACAUUUGCUGUCGUUGUAUGAAAUGAAUCACGACUGGGAAGCAAUGCAAUGAUAUUUGACUAACAGUUUUAACACGAAUAACGAUCCCUUGUUUGAAUUUUUAAAGUUUUCGUCACAACCUAACAUUAGAUGCUCAACAAAAAUGUAUUUCCAAACGAAAUCCGACUGAUUUGUUCGUAUACUUCAUUGCUACUCACUAUCUUUAAAGUUCCUUCUUUAUCUGUGUUCACAAGCCAAUUACUAACGUUGAAGUGUUGUGUGACAGACAUUCAGUCGAUCUGAGUUCCUAUUCGCUAAGUCGUACUAAAAGAGUCGUUCAUAAAUAGAAUUUACCGUGGACAACACUCAAACCUUAGUCAUUCUCGUUGAGAUUUAAUUGUGUGAACGUAAGCACCAGAAAUGAUUACGUCUCACAUUAAAACUACCCAAUGUAUUUUAUGGCUUACUAUCCCAUGGAUUACAUUGAUUCAUUUAUCACUGAGAAAUUUUUUCUGUAUUUUUUCACAUAUUCGAUUUUCAUUCAAUAAUAUAACAUAAUCAACUUGAAUAAAUUAUCCUCUUGUAAAUACUUGCUUAUCGAUGUUGUGAACAGAACGUUUCAUUUUAUGAUUGUGUAUCGAAUUGUAAUUAAAAGAAUAUGGAUUUCAUUUUUAUGUUGUGUGUAUGUUUUUGUUUUCGAAAUAGUUCAAUAAACGUGAAUUCGACCAUUUU